AUGGAUAUUUCUUCUAUAAAUUUAAACGACUUUUUUUGGUUACCCAUAUAUUCACUUGAUGUACAAGUUAAUUCUCAUUCUGCAGUUAAUGUUAGAAAACCAUAUCAUAAAUUAGCAUUGUUAAUACCUUUCAGAGAUAGAUUCAAUGAAUUAUUAAAAUUUGCUCCAUAUAUGACUAAAUUUUUAAAUCAUCAAUUUGUUAAUCAUCAAAUGUACAUAUUGAAUCAAGUUGACAAUUACAGAUUUAAUAGAGCUAGUUUGAUAAAUGUAGGAUUUAAAUAUGCCAGAAAUGAAUGUGAUUAUAUGGCAAUGCAUGAUGUCGAUCUUUUUCCACUCAACAAUCAGUUAAAAUAUGACUAUCCAAAAGUUGGCGUAUUCCACGUUUCCAGUCCGGAAUUACAUCCCAAAUAUGAUUAUCCAACUUUUGUAGGAGGAAUUCUUUUAAUUAAAAGAGAAGAUUUUGAAUUAGUUAAUGGAAUGAGCAAUAGAUAUUGGGGAUGGGGUUUAGAAGAUGAUGAAUUUUAUGUGAGAUUAAAAGAUGCUAAUAUAGCAGUUUUCAGGCCUACCAACAUAACAACUAAAAAGAACAAUACAUUCUGGCAUUAUCAUAAUAAACAUACAAGGAAACGAGACAUGCAAAAAUGUUUCAAUCAGAGAGAAGUAACGCAUAAACGGGAUCACGUGACGGGUUUACAUGAUGUCAAUUACAUCAUAGAAUCCGUUCAAGCAAUGACCAUUGAAGAUUCAUUAUUAAAAAUUUUAAAUAUAAGAUUAAAAUGUAACAGAACUGCAACUCCAUGGUGUACAUGUGAUCCUUUACCACAGGAAAAUCAAAAAUUACAAAAAACCAAAAAUACAAAUAAUGUUAAUUCAGUAAAUUUGUAA
Messenger RNA from Pediculus humanus corporis (human body louse), 885 nucleotides. RefSeq names its product xylosylprotein beta4-galactosyltransferase, putative. The coding region runs from base 1 to 885 and encodes 294 amino acids. The transcript is spliced from 4 exons. NCBI's taxonomy places the organism in Eukaryota, Metazoa, Arthropoda, Insecta, Psocodea, Pediculidae. Gene Ontology annotation, biological process: proteoglycan biosynthetic process; carbohydrate metabolic process. Gene Ontology annotation, molecular function: xylosylprotein 4-beta-galactosyltransferase activity. The record is from RefSeq and is a predicted model, not a curated record.